Messenger RNA from Episyrphus balteatus (marmalade hoverfly), 2377 nucleotides. RefSeq names its product D-glucuronyl C5-epimerase B (gene Hsepi). Gene Ontology annotation, cellular component: Golgi apparatus. Gene Ontology annotation, molecular function: heparosan-N-sulfate-glucuronate 5-epimerase activity. The transcript is spliced from 6 exons. Gene Ontology annotation, biological process: heparan sulfate proteoglycan biosynthetic process. NCBI's taxonomy places the organism in Eukaryota, Metazoa, Arthropoda, Insecta, Diptera, Syrphidae. Bases 483 to 2333 code for a protein of 616 amino acids. The record is from RefSeq and is a predicted model, not a curated record.
GUCAAAAUCACCUGGACAGGCACACUCUGGCAUUGGACAACUAAACUUGAUGAUGUUCGGAAAAAAGGUCACCCACGUAAAAUUCGUGCAUUUCUUUAAAUAUAUACCAUAAAAAAUCAAUUUUAAAAACAAAUAAAAUAAAAUGUUAUUUCAAUCACAAAAAUAACAAAUUUCCCAAAAAUAAAACAGUGCAUUAACAACAAGUUCACAAUGGUAAAGUAAAUAGCAAAAGAAAACAAUUGCAUUUGAGUGCGAAAAAAAGUUACAAAAAAAAAAAGAAAAAUGGAAAAACAAAUAAUACACCUACCUUUUUCUAGUUUCUUCAAUAUUCACUGUACAUAUACAUAAAUAAGUUGUUGUUAAUAAUGCAAGCAAUAAACAAAAUCAAAUAAGAAAAAAAGAAAAUAAAUAAAUACAAAAAAUUAUUAAAAUAAAACAAAGAAGAAAUAACAAACUAAUAAAAAGCAGAAAACUGGCAUCAAAUGUCUGCUGCCAGUAUAAAAACUAAAAAUAAACCGAAAUAUUCGGUGUUGGCGAAACUACGGCCAAUAACCAACAAAUAUAAAUUUUCAUCAACAACUGCAACAAACAAUAAACGGGAGCCACUUUUCUUCUUCAUAAUGCGUUUAAAUUUAAAAGCGGCUCUUCUCUGUCUAUGCAUAGCAGUAUUUGUGAUAACACUCUCGUGGUAUAUGCGCUGUUCAGAUUUUAGUCUACCACACGUCUUAGUCCGCCGAUGGGAUCGUGGUAUCUAUGAUAGUAAUUCCAUAUCAUCUGCAGUGAGUGGGCAAAAUCAAGACAUUGACUGUCUUAUCAAUCAAGAAUACACAAUUCACUGUAAACGAGAAAAUGAAGAAGUCUACGUUCCUUUCUCAUUUCUACGAAGUUAUUUUGAGGUUUCUGGAGCUUUAAGUACAGAAAAUCAAGUAACACGAUUUAAUUGGACACAUAGCAGUGCAAAAAUCAACUACCCUAAGGGUAAAUAUGAUUCAAGAGGAUUAUUUAUGUACUUUGAGAAUUAUAACGUUGAGGUACGAGAAAGAGUUAAGUGCAUCAGUGCCAUUGAAGGAGUUCCCAUUAGUACACAAUGGGAGAAGCGUGGUUAUUUCUAUCCAACACAAAUAGCUCAGUUUGCUUUAUCGCAUUACAGUAAAAACCUUACAGAGCCGGAACCUCGCCGAAAGAUUCUCGAAGACGCUGAUGCCAAUCAAAUGGAAUGGAUAACUCCCAAAUCCAGCAACCUAACCCGAAUUUGGCAUCCAAAGUUCAAUACCACGGUUGUUCAAUUUGAAACUGCCAUCGAUUAUGAAAGUGCAGUCAGUAUUAAUGUUGACUAUGCCUUAGACUUAGUUCUGAGUCUGGAUGUUUUGUUAGUCAGCAAUAGCAGCAGUUUAAUGGUUACACUGCAAAAUCGAGAAACCAAGCACACAUACAAUUUGUAUUAUAUCAUAGCUGAUUUGGUGGUGAGUGUUCAGGAAGAGAAUAUCUACUAUGGACUGGGAAGUUCAUCAGUACAUCGCUGGCGACGUUUGACUCGUGAUCUUCUUAUCGAUGUGCAAAAGGGUCUACUCAAUCCCGACAAGAAGGCAAAAGUUCGUAGAAGUGAAUUAAAAGUAGCUUCAAUAUCAUUUCUGGGAAUUGGAUUCUUUGACAAUAUAACAUUGUCGACUUAUGAUCAUUUGGCUCAUUUCUAUGAUGCAGCCGAAUGGUUUGUAAAUAAUCAAGAUAGAAAAACUGGUGGCUGGCCAAAUCCGGUGAAAAGAAGUCUUCUGGGAUUUCAGGAAUUGAAGUCUGGAUGGUUGUCUGCGAUGGGACAGGGUCAUGCGAUAUCGGUUCUAUCUCGGGCUUAUUGGCAAUCAGGAGGUGAUAGAAGGUAUUUGAAAGCGGCAACUAAUGGACUUAAACCUUAUAAGGUGUUAUCAAAGGAUGGUGGUGUGCUGGCACAAUUUAUGGAACAAUAUUAUUGGUAUGAAGAAUAUCCAACGACUCCAGCAUCUUUUGUACUAAAUGGAUUUAUUUAUUCCCUACUGGGAUUGUACGAUUUGAAUUGUACUGCUCCAGCGGGUAUUGCUAGAGAAGCUGGAAAACUUUUCAAUCAGGGAAUGCAUUCGCUGAAAAAAAUGCUUCUACUGUAUGACACUGGAUCUGGAACAAUAUAUGAUUUGAGGCAUUUGAGUUUAGGUGUAGCACCAAAUCUAGCCCGAUGGGAUUACCACGCAACACAUGUGAAUCAACUCCUUCUGCUUGCUACUAUCGAUUCAGAUCCAAUUAUUUCUACAACAGCUGAUCGAUGGAAAAGUUAUAUGUUUGGCAAAAGGGCAAAACACAACUAAAUAAUUUAUUAACAAAAAAAAAACAAAAAACAUAGUUUAAGUGA